UCCCACACUCUGUCCCGAGCAAGUCGUCGUCGCCUCCUCCUCCCGAGCUCGCUGUUUGAUUCGUUUCCUACCAUCGCCGAUCGCUUCUGCUAUGCCGUCGGCGCCAGCCGUCGUGCCGCCGGAGUUGCCGAAGCUUUCGCCGACGUCGCAGCAGGCCCGCCGGCCGCGCUCUCCGCUAGCCAACGGCUCGGCCGGCGGCGAUUUCGAGCUGCGGCACUGGCGCACGCCCAAGAAGCGCGCGGCGGGGCCGCCGCCGCCCUGGGCGCCUCCGGUGAUCGAUAUCCCCAACGGCGCCGGGAGCGACGACGAUAGCAACAGCAGCGGCGGCGGUGGGCACGGGUACACCAGCCUCCGGGACAUUCUGUCGUCGCCGGAGUACGCCGCGACCACGGGCGGCUCGCCCGCGGCCUGCGGCGUCAUCGGGGGCGGCUGCGGCAGCUGCGGGGACAUACACAUGAUCCGGCACCCGCUGGUGAAGCACGCGGCGUACGCGUACCUGCAGAUGACGCCGUCCGCGAGGGAGGACCCCAGCCGCCGCGGCCGGCGCUGGCGGGGGCCACUCUGCCGCCUCCUGCUCGGCUGCCUCAGCUUCAUCGGGGCGCUCUUCCGGCCCUGACUCCACCGGCGACACCGUGCUUGCGGUUCUUGGUUGCAAUUUCUUCUUUGUCUUCCCUUGCUCUUCCGGUUCUUGUGUGAUUAGAAUUUUUCUUAGGAUUCUCUCUUUUUUUGCGAGGAUUUUCUUAGAAUUUUCGUGCUUUCCCUUGAAGUGUAAUUUGUGUAAAUAAUUUGCUAGGAUUAGGCACAAAUGGAGAUGAGAUUAUAGCAGGAAGAGAAAUGAUUAAUCGCGCACUCACAGCAUAUCAUUGGAUAGCUUGAUUCUGCUAUGAUUUUUUUAGUCGUCAUGAAGUAAUGAUUGGCGCAAUGAA
Messenger RNA from Panicum hallii, 926 nucleotides. RefSeq lists its product as uncharacterized. Bases 92 to 616 code for a protein of 174 amino acids. The record is from RefSeq and is a predicted model, not a curated record. The transcript has a single exon. Lineage: Eukaryota; Viridiplantae; Streptophyta; Magnoliopsida; Poales; Poaceae.